UAAGAUGCCGAGAUUCGCUUGUUUCUUCCUUCCCUCGCGCACCCUGCCUUGGAUGGUGAUGAGAUUUGCGUAGGAGUGCUUUAUUUCGCGGACUGUGUGUUGGUUUUCCGUCACCUACCGUUCAAACAACUUCAGACAAGCGCCGUGGAUCUAACUAUACGACUGAGUGCGCUCAAAAGUACUUGUGUUGGACUACAAAGAAUGUGGGCUAUGGAAAUAAAGUGCAGAGUAGAUUUGAUUUGCGACAGCUGAACGAAGAGUAGGGCCGACAAUUCAGCUACAGCCACUGUUUGCAUGUCGAUGUUGGGCAGUUUUUUUGAAUUUCCGAGUUUUUGGUUGCGUAUUUACAGACUGAGGUCGAAAGAAACCGAAUUAUAGAGGGGUCGAGACCUGAUCUCCCUGGAGUCACCAAUACUGUAUGUGGCCAGCUAGUUUCAUUUUGUCUCUGAAGGGUGUUGAUGGAGAGCCUUUCGAAUGACAGCCGGGACAGUGGUCAUCACUGGUGGAAUCCUAGCAACAGUAAUACUACUCCUUAUCAUCGCGGUACUGUGCUACUGUAGGCUGCAGUAUUAUUGUUGUAAGAAGGAGGAAUCCGAGUCGGAGGAGGAGGAGCCAGACUUUGCAGUCACAUCCCGCCUCCCUCCAGUCCACUCUAACCACAACAUUGUGGCGGCCACCGCUGCUGCCUCGGCCAUCCCUAAUGGCCCCGCCCUCUUCUCCACACCCCCUAUGGCCAGGAAACUGACACGCUCACAGACCUUCUGUCCCUCAUGUACACACUAUGAGCUGCCCUUUUACCUGCAGCCCCCACAGCCUCAGCCCCCGCCGCCCCAACUGCACCACCAGCCAGAUGGGCUGAGAAAUGGAGGGGAGCGCAUCAGCUACCGCAGCAUCCAACAGCAAGAGCUGGACCUGCCUGUGCCUGUGAACAUCACAAACUACCGCAAGCCUCAGUUGGCCCGCUCCGUCACCAUGAGAGACAUGUUCCAGCGCAGCUGUAGCAUCAGCACUGAUGUCUAGCUGUGGACAGUGUGUGUUGACAUGGGGCUGAGAAGUCAGGGACCUGCCACAGUCUUCUCUCAUGUAAUAUAGUGUCUACUGGUCUGCCCUCACAAUGGAGGACACAGAGGGCUCUCAGGACUGGAUUCUAUGGUACUAUGCGCUGGUCCCGGACCUUAAACUCAUUUUAAGUUGAAGUAAUGUUAUACUGUAAACUUUUAUUGUUUUCUUUUUAAAAUGUAUCUGUCUGAAUUCUUAAUUGCCCUACUUUCUCUGACCCGUAGAUGAUUGAUUGCCACUAUGUCAAAAACAUGAGCAGGAUUUUCUCUGCUAUAGCUGCUA
Messenger RNA from Periophthalmus magnuspinnatus, 1341 nucleotides. It is a transcript of the gene fam163ba, whose product is annotated as family with sequence similarity 163 member B, genome duplicate a. Lineage: Eukaryota; Metazoa; Chordata; Actinopteri; Gobiiformes; Gobiidae. The coding region runs from base 475 to 1020 and encodes 181 amino acids. The record is from RefSeq and is a predicted model, not a curated record. The transcript is spliced from 3 exons.